AAGCACUAAAAUUAACCAGCGGAAUGAAACAUGCCUGAUGGUGUUUACAGACAUCUCUCAUAAAACUAGGUGACUGUGGGAGCACGUCAAGUCAAAUUAACUUCAGUGCUGAUUUUUUUAAAGCAUUGGAUAGAUUGACACUUGCUUGCAACUGAGAGGUCUCUACAAACAUAAUCAUUAAAACGGCUAUAAAAUUGCAUACUAUCCGCUGAUCGAGUUAUAUCAAGUUAACCUCUUUUGAUAGUUGCACACUCAUGGAAAAAACAGCUGUGUAGUUUGGGGGGGCAGUGUACAGUUGAUAAGGCUUCAGUAGGUUGAGUUUCAAGACUCCGGCUAUAACAUUGAAGAAUUUAAUUAUUGUUUAUGCAAGAAAUAAAUAUGUGUUCGAAAUGUGAGAGACUUUCCUGCUAGACCGCGAUUGAGGAUGACCCUUCAGGACAGGCCUGUGGCGUCUGUUCGAGAUCGCUCCCUGUCUACUCACGGGCAGAAUGAACUGUGGUGGGACCUUAUGCCUGAUCAGAUUAAAUGCAGAACAGACAAGCUAAUCCAGAAAAUCACACAGAUGUAUGACAAUGUGGGUGUGCUGGGCCCAGAUGAGGUGUCUUUCGAAAAUACCUUAAAAGCCUUGGCUGAUGCCAAGCUGGAAUAUGCAGCUUCCAGGCACACCUUGGAUUUCCCCCAGUAUGUCUCGCCAUGUCGGGAAGUGCGGCACGCCAGCACGGAGGCGGACAGGAAGCUGUCCGACUUCGACGUGGAACUGAGCAUGAGGGAGGACGUCUUCCAGAGGGUCCUCGCUCUGCAGAGUAAGCAGCCUGAUCUGAAAACCGAGGCCAAGAGAUUCAUGGAGAGGCUCAUCCAGCUGGGGAGGCGUAACGGACUGCAUCUUUCCAAGGAUGUGCAGGAGGAGAUUAAAUCCACCCUCAAGUUGAUCAGCAAGCUUUGCAUAGAUUUCAACAAGAACCUGAACGAGGACAACACUCACCUGCUCUUCACCAUGGACGAGCUAGGCGGCAUGGCAGACAGCUACAUGAAUGGCCUGGAACGCACGGAGGAUGGCCGCUUCAGGGUGACGCUGAAGUACCCCCAUUACUUCCCGCUCAUGAAGAGGUGCCACGUCCAGGACACCCGGCGGAGGAUGGAGACUGCCUUCCACAGCCGCUGUAAAGAGGUGAACACGGCCAUCUUGGAGCAGCUGAUCCCUCUACGGGCCAGAGUGGCAAGGUUGCUGGGCUUCAGCUCGCAUGCCAACUACAUGCUCGCGGUGAACAUGGCUCAAACUAGUGCUACUGUUGCCCACUUUCUUGAUGAAUUCCAUGUGGCGCUGAAACCGGUCGGCGAACAGGAGCUGCGCUACAUCCUGGAGCUGAAGAGGCGGGACUGCGAGGAGAUGGGCCAGACGUUUGACGGGCAGAUCCACGCCUGGGACAUGCCUUACUACAUGAACCAGGUGGAGCAGGUCAAGUUUGCUGUAGACAAGGACAAGCUGAUCGAGUACUUCCCUCUGGAGGUGGUGACACAGGGGCUCCUGAGCAUCUACCAGGACCUGCUGGGCCUCACCUUUCAGCAGGUGCCCAAUGCCCACGUAUGGCAUGACACUGUCAGCCUGUACUCCGUGCAGGACACCGCCUCCGGGGAGGAGAUAGGACAGUUCUAUUUGGACCUGCAUCCCAGGGACGAGCCGGACUGGGCCGGAUUCAGGCUGCCGCCCAUGGUGCUUUCUUUCAGGGAGGGGAAGUACGGGCACGCGGCCUGCUUCGGGCUGCAGCCGAGUGGCUUGGGCCCCGACGGACGGCGCAGGCUGCCGGUGGCAGCCAUGGUGGCCAACUUCACAAAGCCCACGGCCAGCUGGCCCUCGCUGCUGCAGCACCACGAGGUGGAGACCUUCUUUCACGAGUUUGGCCACGUCAUGCACGAGAUCUGCUCUAGGACAGACUAUGUGGAGUUCAGCGGGACGCUUGUCGAGACAGACUUUGUGGAGGUGCCUUCCCAGAUGCUGGAGAACUGGGCGUGGGAGAAAGAGCCCCUGCAGAGAAUGACCAGACACUAUAAGGACGGCAGCCCCAUCCCAAACAGCCUGUUAGACAAACUCAUCGCCUCCCGUGUGGCCAACAUGGGGCUCAUGAAUCUGCGUCAGGUGGUCCUCAGCAAAGUGGACCAGGCUUUCCACACGAAGUCUAGUGCUGACACGGCAGAAGAAUUCGCCAGGCACUGCAGAGACAUCUUGGGGAUUCCUGCAACUCCAGGCACAAACAUGACUGCCAGCUUUAGUCAUUUGGCUGGGGGGUAUGAUGGGCAGUACUACAGCUACCUGUGGAGUGAGGUCUUCUCCAUGGACAUCUUUUUCAGCCGCUUCAAGAAGGAAGGAGUCAUGAAUCCAAAGGUAGGGAUGGAAUAUAGGAAGGUGAUCCUGGAAGCUGGCGGCUCAGUUGACGGUGCCGACAUGCUGAAGGCUUUCCUGGGCCGUGAGCCUAGUCAGGAAGCCUUCUUCCAGUGCAAGGGUCUGCCCCAACUGAGGGAAUCAGACUGAGCUGGCCAUGCAGCACUCGUGUUGCUCUGUGGCCAACGGUGGUUGACGCGACAUAUUUUCCGACAUGCACUCUCUGUCCACCGCUGGGAGUGUGCUUACCUGUGUGUGCGUGCACGUGUCUGGGACGAAACUCCACCAUGUGCGAUAGAGAGAGCAGAGGAGAAUUUUAAGCGUGCAACCCUGUACAGACAAAAAUUACAAGCUGUUGUGUAACUAAGAUAAAUAUCAUAAGGCAUUAGUUUAUUUAAUAAAAGGACAAUGUAUAGACCUGUUCUAUAGGAAAGGUAACCUUAAAUGACUUCUGUUGUUAUCUGGCGCUAUAUAGAAAAUUAAAUUAAAUUAAUUUGAUCUUCAAGGGGGGCAGGAGGUGCUGUUGGGCAGGCGGGGUGCCCCCAUAAUAUAAUGGUAGGGGAAACACUGCAUUAUGCAGGGUGUACCCAAGUCAUGAGCCCGGUACUGCGUGGGAUCCAGACCUGUCGUGACCUUGACCAGGGUGAGCAGUUAGAAGACGCACGGAUAUAAAUACUAGGAUGAAUCCUACCUAAAUCCACAGUAUACAGUUUAAUUUUGAGUUCUGUACCCACAGCUUACCUAAUAAUUCAGGUUUUGGGGUGCUGAACCAUGAUCCACUGAAAGCUCUACCCCCUGUACUUUAGUGAAAUCUCCGUGGGCUCUGGUCACAUGUUGACAGAAAAAUACCUCAAAUACAUGCUGCCACUGCAGCCAGUGAUAUACUGUUAUUUAAGGAUUGAAAGUGCUUCCUGUUCUGUUACUGGUAUUAUUUGGUUUUAUUUAUUUAUUUAGAAUUUGGUAUACAUUUCCAAAACUAAGUAUAUAAUUAGCACCCUUCCAAUAGUAAAUAUAUACACAACUGGACUGGGAAAAUGCAACAUGAAUGAACGUAAGCCUAAUUUUAAGGUGGUUUUUACAUUUGAUAAUUGUGUGUUCUGCACGAUUUUUCCUUCUCAUUUGUCCACCAGGGGGAGAUACACAUCCAUGAAGUAGGGAAGGCUUUCUAAAGCGUUUUUGAAGCUACCGUUGAUUGAAAUAAAUAAAUAGUGGAACUUGA
Molecule: messenger RNA, 3596 nt
Organism: Brienomyrus brachyistius
Lineage: Eukaryota; Metazoa; Chordata; Actinopteri; Osteoglossiformes; Mormyridae
Gene: nln
Product: neurolysin (metallopeptidase M3 family)
Exons: 14
Coding region: 425-2527 (700 amino acids)
Biological process (GO): peptide metabolic process; proteolysis
Cellular component (GO): mitochondrial intermembrane space
Molecular function (GO): metalloendopeptidase activity
Source: RefSeq, a predicted model, not a curated record